GAAAGAAAAAAGAAAUAAAUGAGCCUCUCCUCUCUCUAUAAAUUAACCAAGUGUAGAAGUGGAGGGAAGAUUUUCCCGCCAUUUCCGUCUUAGCUAAAACUGUUCUUCCUCUUGCAAAAGAGAAGAAAAGAAAACCCUAACCCUAGGCCAGCCAGCGACAGCCAUGGAAGAGCAAAUCAAAGCUGAAUUCCUGAAAAAUGGCUUCGCUCUCGAUGAUGAAGCAGAAAUUCUUAACAAAUGUCUUACAUUCUGUAUACAAUACAACCUAAGCCCUUCCGAUCUCGUUUCUAGCUGGGACGUUUACUCUCUCAACAGGGGGCUGGAAUUGAUGGUGCAGAGUUCACAUAUGGGUGCAUUUCUACAACAAUUACAGAAUGAACGGAGAGAGGACAUUGUUAAAAAGGAACCUGGUUUACAUUUCUACUCCAGUGAUAUUUCUAUGAUAUUGAAUGAUGAAUACGAGGAUACCAAGGAAAUCAUUCUAGGUACCCCAACAGAUAAACGAAAGUCAUCACAAGCAGAAACAACUGCUUCAGCACAAAAAACUAAUGGGAGCAUUUCCACCUCCAGAAAGCAUCUAGAAACAAUUACACCCUUCGGACAAAGAAGGAACAAGUUUGUGGUGCAGUUUUCUCUCAAUGAGAAGGCCAAUGGAGAAAGCAUGAAAAUAGAACAUGAUCAGGAGAACCCCAAUGAUGACAUCAUAAAGAGGGUCCAACCAAGCAAAAGAUGUUCUUUGCAAAUCAUUAGCUCUCAACCUGAGCCAGGGUGCAAGUUCAUGUAUGACAGGAUGGAAAAUAAGUUUAAUUUUCUUGAAAGCCGAAUAAAAGAUCAUGCAACAGCACUUGUAGCCUCUGGAUUGCAUGAGGAACCAACUGAUCCUACUGUUGCUUCACAGAGAUCUGUAUUUGCUGUUGGAAUGAUUUGUUGUGAGGAAGAAGGGCGUUUGAAGGAAAAGCCUAUUUUACUGCAAAGCAGCGUUGAGCAUUCUGGAGGUCAGCGUGUGCGCCUUGACUUGCAAAACUUGAACCACUUCUCUAUUUUCCCUGGCCAGGUGGUUGGUGUUGAAGGGCAUAACCCAAGUGGCCACUGUCUAAUUGCAUCAAAAAUUGUUGAUCACAUUCCUUUGUCGGUUUCUUCCACGGGAAAUCCCGCACCUUCUAAGAAGCAAGCAAUGGAUCAAGAUCUUCAGUCAACCAACGCCUCAUGUGCUAUGCCAGAGCUGUCAUUGAUUAUAGCUGCAGGUCCUUUUACAACUGUUGAUAACUUAUUCUUCGAACCUCUUACCGAGCUUCUAUCAUAUGCACGUCGCAAGCAGCCUCAAUUGAUCAUCCUGCUAGGACCAUUUAUAGAUUCGGAUCAUCCCGAGAUCAAGAAAGGAACCGUGAAUAGGACAUUUGAUGAAAUCUUUGAGGAUGAAAUUCUUGCGAGGUUGAGAGAUUAUGGAGAAUAUAUGGGUUCUGCUGCUCGGGUGAUUCUUGUUCCAUCUGUUCGAGAUGCUAACCAUGACUUUGUUUACCCUCAGCCAGCCUUCGACAUUCACUCACCCGAUCUAGAAUAUCAGAUAAAUAGCAUUACAAAUCCUGGAGUAUUCUGUGCAAAUGAGGUGAAAGUGGCUUGCUGUACGGUGGAUGUUCUUAAACAGCUUAGUGCGGAGGAGAUUUCACGAAAUCCACAAGGGGGA
Molecule: messenger RNA, 1684 nt
Organism: Nicotiana tabacum (common tobacco)
Lineage: Eukaryota; Viridiplantae; Streptophyta; Magnoliopsida; Solanales; Solanaceae
Source: RefSeq, a predicted model, not a curated record